AUGGGUGCCGACCAACAGGUCCCGGACAUACCUCACGCUGGCGUGGUCAUCAUAUCCUACUUGCUAGGCACAUACCUCGUACGCAUGUUGAGGCCGUCACUGUACAGCACGUGGACUACGCGAUGGACGAACCAGCUCGACACAUUUGCCGUGAUGCGCAUCGGUGCGGCGGUGCCAAGCCGAUUUCCGCUCUGGCUGGCGCACAGCCCAGACGACGUCGAGGGUCUCGACAAGCUUCCCGGGUGGAUUGGUGGUGUCACCGGUGUGGAGGGUAGCGGGGUUGACGGCGUAGGCGAGUUGGGUCUGGGCGGAGAAAUGCCACUCAGAGGGAAGAAAAGGUAUCGCUGCUAUGCGGCCGAUGGCAUAGAGAAUCCUGCGGGAAGUGAGCGGAGGCGAUUUGAAUCCUCCAGAGCUCCUACUGAAAGGGAGUGA
Molecule: messenger RNA, 432 nt
Organism: Penicillium argentinense
Lineage: Eukaryota; Fungi; Ascomycota; Eurotiomycetes; Eurotiales; Aspergillaceae
Exons: 1
Coding region: 1-432 (143 amino acids)
Source: RefSeq, a predicted model, not a curated record